Messenger RNA from Pterocles gutturalis (yellow-throated sandgrouse), 2930 nucleotides. RefSeq names its product nesprin-1-like. Bases 51 to 2930 code for a protein of 959 amino acids. Gene Ontology annotation, cellular component: membrane. Gene Ontology annotation, molecular function: protein binding. The record is from RefSeq and is a predicted model, not a curated record. Lineage: Eukaryota; Metazoa; Chordata; Aves; Pterocliformes; Pteroclidae. The transcript is spliced from 18 exons.
AUCAAGAGGAAAUUGCUGCAGCCCAGAAGAACAAAAUCCAGCUCCAGCAGAUGGGAGAGCGACUUGCCAAAGCCAGCCAUGAGAGUAAGGCGUCAGAGAUUGAAUACAAACUUGGCAAGAUCAAUGACAGGUGGCAACAUCUUCUAGAUCUUAUUGCAGCCAGGGUAAAAAAGUUAAAGGAGACCCUUGUUGCAGUGCAGCAGCUGGAUAAAAACAUGAGUAGCCUGAGAUCUUGGCUUGCCCACAUUGAGUCAGAGCUGUCCAAACCUAUCGUCUAUGAAACUUGUGACUCUGAGGAGAUACAAAGGAAGCUAAAUGAACAGCAGGAACUUCAGAGGGACAUAGAGAAACACAGCACUGGAGUGGCAUCUGUUCUCAAUCUGUGUGAAGUGCUUCUUCAUGACUGUGAUGCCUGUGCCACAGAAGCAGAGUGUGACUCUAUCCAGCAGGCUACCCGCAAUCUGGACAGAAGGUGGAGGAACAUUUGUGCAAUGUCAAUGGAAAGGCGACUUAAAAUUGAAGAGACAUGGCGGCUAUGGCAAAAGUUUUUGGAUGACUACUCUAGAUUUGAAGACUGGCUAAAAGUCUCUGAGAGGACAGCUGCUUUCCCGAGUUCCUCUGGUGUACUUUACACAGUUGCUAAGGAAGAACUGAAGAAAUUUGAGGCCUUCCAGAGGCAAGUGCAUGAAAGUUUGACUCAGCUGGAACUGAUCAAUAAACAAUAUCGCCGCCUGGCCCGUGAGAACCGCACUGACGCUGACUGCAGCCUCAAGCAGAUGGUUCAUGAGGGGAACCAGAGAUGGGACAACUUACAAAAGCGAGUUACCUCCAUCCUGCGCAGACUAAAACAUUUUAUUGGCCAGCGUGAGGAGUUUGAGACAGCACGUGAUAGCAUCCUGGUAUGGCUAACAGAGAUGGACCUGCAGCUGACCAACAUUGAGCAUUUCUCAGAGUGUGAUGUCCAAGCAAAGAUAAAGCAACUUAAGGCUUUCCAGCAAGAAAUUUCACUGAACAACAACAAAAUUGAGCAGAUAAUUGUGCAGGGUGAGCAACUCAUUGAGAAAAGUGAGCCCAUAGAUGCAGCUGUCAUUGAAGAAGAACUAGAUGAGCUGCGUCGUUACUGUCAAGAGGUCUUUGGACGUGUGGAACGCUAUCACAAGAAACUCAUCCGUCUUCCUCUGACAGAUGACGAACAUGACCUCUCUGACAGAGAGGUGGAUCUGGAUGAAUCAGCAGAUGUCUCUGACAUACACUGGCAUGACAAAUCUGCGGACAGCGUUCUCUCCCCGCACCCCUCUUCCAACCUCUCGCUGCCUCUUUCCCAGCCGGUGAGAAGCGAGCGAUCAGGGCGAGAUACUCCUGCGAGCGUGGACUCCAUUCCCCUGGAGUGGGAUCAUGACUACGACCUUAGCAGAGACCUAGAGACAGCCAUUUCACGGGCACUACACUCUGAGGAAGAAGAUGGAGGACAAGAGAAGGACUUCUACCUCAGAGGAGCAGCUGGUAUAGCAGGAGAACCUGGUGCCCUGGAAGAACAUAUCCGGCAGCUGGACAAGGCCUUAGACACCACUCGUUUACAAAUACAGCAAACGGAAAACAUCAUCCGCAGCAAAACACCUACAGGGCCAGAGCUGGAUUCCAGUUACAAAGGAUAUAUGAAGCUACUAAGCGAGUGCAGUGGAAGCAUAGACUCAGUAAAAAGGCUUGGAUAUAAACUGAAGGAGGAAGAAGAAAAAUUAUCUGGACUUAUUAACCUGAACAGCACUGAAACACAAACAGCUGGUGUAAUUGACCGUUGGGAAUUAAUCCAGGCUCAAGCUCUAAGCAAGGAGCUGAGGAUGAAGCAGAACCUUCAGCAAUGGCAGCAGUUUAACUCCGACCUUAAUAGCAUUUGGGCUUGGUUGGGAGCAACUGAAGAGGAACUGGAGAAGCUCCGCCGCCUUGAUCUCAGCACUGACAUACAAACUAUUGAUCUCAGAAUUAAAAAACUGAAAGAGCUGCAGAAAGCAAUUGAUAACCGCAAAGCAAUCAUCUUAUCCAUCAACCUGUGCAGCUCAGAGUUCACUCAGUCUGAUAGCGAAGAGAGCAAGAAGCUUCAAGAGCGCCUGUCUCAGAUGAACGUGCGCUGGGACCAUGUAUGCAGUAUGAUCGAAGAGUGGCGCUGCUCAUUGCAGGAUGCAUUAAUGCAGUGCCAGGAUUUCCAUGAAAUGAGCCAUGGUUUGCUGCUUUGGUUAGAGAAUAUUGACAGAAGAAAAAAUGAGAUUGUGCCCAUCAAUCCAAACCUGGACUCAGAAACGCUCCAGGAUCAUCACAGACUUCUAAUGCAAAUCAGACGUGAACUGCUGGAAUCUCAGUUGAAGGUGGCAACACUGCAAGAUAUGUCCUGCCAGUUGCUAGUCAAUGCUGAAGGCAAGGACUGUCUCGAAGCCAAAGAAAAGGUGCAUGUAAUUGGAAACAGACUGAAGCUUCUCUUGAAGGAGGUCACACAUCAUAUUAAAGACCUAGAGAAAAUUCUAGACAUUUCAAGUAGUCAACUGGAACUGUCCUCAUGGUCCUCUGCUGAUGAAUUAGACACAUCAGGCUCAGUGAGUCCUGCAUCUGGAAGAAGCACUCCAAGCAGACAGAGAACGCCACGGGGCAAAUGUAGUCUCUCACAGCCUGGACCCUCUGUCAGCAGUCCACAUAGCAGGUCCACAAGAGGUGGCUCAGGUUCCUCCCCUUCUGAGGCCGGGCCAGUGUGGCAGCGCCCGUCCUUCUUCCUCAGAGUCCUCAGAGCUGCUCUGCCACUUCAGCUCCUCUUGCUGCUCCUGAUCGGGCUGGCUUGCCUGGUGCCAAUGACCGAGGAGGACUACAGCUGUGCUAUGGACAACAAUUUUGCCCUCUCUUUCCACCCCAUGCUAAAAUACAUGAAUGGUCCACCUCCAUUAUGA